This is a messenger RNA of Geodia barretti, 1056 nucleotides long. Lineage: Eukaryota; Metazoa; Porifera; Demospongiae; Tetractinellida; Geodiidae. The record is from the annotation of a GenBank genome assembly.
AUGGUAGCCCAGGACCCGAACGUAGUCGAAAUCACCGACAUGUCCCAGCUCCCAGAAUCGGCGUUUUCGCCGAGGGAGUACCGGAGGGGCGACUUGGUGACCGGCGAGAUAGUGCGCAUCGAUGAUGAGGGUAUGGUCAUCAGCGCCGGCCUCAAGACCGAGGGAAUCGUUCCGCCGCAGGAGAUGCGGACACUCACCGACGAGAAGCGGGAGCAGAUGCAGCCGGGCUCCAACGUGAUUGUCAUUCACCUGAACAAUCGCGGGCCCGGAGGAAUGGCCGUAUUCUCCUACGACCAAGCACAGGAAAAGCAGGUCUGGGAAGAACUCAUCGAGAUGCACAAGCAGGACUCUGAGCUCGCGGCCAAGGUGGUUCAGCACAACAAGGGCGGUCUGGUGGUUGACUGGGAGGGAGAAGGCCGUGUCGAACACCUGGAUGCCCGAAUCGGCGAGGACGCCCGUUUCAACAUCCUGGAGUUGGACGCCCAGCGUGAAAAGUUGGUGCUGACCGAGCGCCGGAUCUGGCGUCAGUUGCGCAACGCGGCCAAGGAGCGCUUGCUGGAAGAGCUGCAGGAAGGCCAGAUCGUGCAGGGCACGGUCCGGUCGAUGCGCGGGUUCGGCGCGUUUGUCGAUCUGGGCGACGCGGAAGGGCUGGUGCCCAUCUCGGAGCUGUCCUGGGCAAUGAUAAAGUCGCCGGAGGAAGUGGUCAGCGUGGGCGACGACCUGACGCUCAAGGUGCUGCGGGUGGACCGGGAGAACAGCAAGAUCUCGUUGAGCCUGAAGCGGACCCAGCCGGAGCCUUGGGACACCGUACCGGAACGUUACCACGUUGGCGACAUCGUGGACGGGACGGUUACGCGGUUGAUGGACUUUGGCGCGUUCGUGAAGUUGGAAGACUGGGUCGAGGGCCUGGUGCACAUCUCCGAACUGUCAGCGCGCCGGAUGGAGCACCCGCGGGAGAUCGUCUACCAGGGCCAAUUGAUCAAGGUGCAGAUCCUGAGCAUCGACACCGAACGGAAGCGGAUGAGCCUCAGCUACCGCAAGGUGUACGGACUGUAA